Molecule: messenger RNA, 1436 nt
Organism: Lactuca sativa (garden lettuce)
Lineage: Eukaryota; Viridiplantae; Streptophyta; Magnoliopsida; Asterales; Asteraceae
Source: RefSeq, a predicted model, not a curated record
UGUGGACCGGGUUUCUGCAUUGGAAUCGAACCGUUUAGCGUUUGUCCCCUUUUCUCUUUUACUCCUCAUGUCGUUCCAUAAACCCUAAAAUUCUUCAAUCAGAUUCCAAUAUACGUUAAGGGUUCAUGAUUGAUCCAAGAAUCUGCCAGUGAUGAUGAAGCAAGACUCGAAUCCAACUACCACCACCAACCACCCUACAUUAGCCACCGUCUGCGGCCACUGCGGCGUCGAAGAACGGAAGCUUCUCCACAAUGUCCGUCUCCGAGGUAACUUCCGACGCCUUUGCACCACUUGCGUCCUCCGUCUCCACACUCAGUACUUCUGCCCCGCUUGUCUCGGCGUCUACGAGCGUUCUCCUCCCGUUGACGCCGUCGUUUGCUACAAAUGCUACUCUUCCUCUCACCCUAACUGCGUCUCCUCUCCACCUGUGAGCUCAAUCGCAUCUUCGCGCGGAUCGUCCCCUUGUUCAUCCUGUUUAAACCCUAACGCGCUUGUUUUGAAUCUCAAUAGACUGGAAAACGGGACUAGGACUGGUGGUAGGGCGAUCGAUAACAAUGCGGCGAGACUAUUAUUUGCUGCAGGGAGGAUAGCGUCCAUGUCGAUGAAUAAGGCGGAGGUGGCCGCAUCUACAGAAGCCGAGAGGAGAUCGAAGGAGGCAGCCUAUACGAAGAAAAGAGCAAGGGAAGCUCUCGAUCAUGUUGUGUAUCUAAUGGUAAAGGAAAAGAGAAUCGCUGUUGAAACUAAUAAGAGAGUUGUCACUGCAAACAACAGCGUUGCCGCCACUGCCGCCACACCAGUGGCGGCAGCGGUGGUGGUAGAUGCUAGUGUUGUGAAUAACAAACUCGAUGCUUCAAAUGAGGUCUUGGAAGCUUUGAAUGCAGUGGAGAUAAAAGAGAAAGGAAGGAAGCUGCAAGAACAGGGUAAUGGAGUGGUCGUAAUGGAUGUAGAUGUUGUUAAUGGUAAAGGUUCAGGGGUCAGUUCUAAUUCUGUUUCUGAAAAUGGAUCUGUGAAGACUGAUCAAUUGGGGAAGGUUGUCAAUGGUGUAGUUCCAUCAAUCGGCCAUGAACAGACUCAAGAAAAGAUCCAUUCUAUUGAGGAAAGCACUGUGAGCAACCCAAAGCUUUGAAAGAGAAGAUUGAAGAUUGAAGCUAGUAAGUAAUUUCUAUGUACAACACAAAUUACUGGAUAGUUGGUGAGAUUAGGUUGUGAUGAUAUGAUUGAUCUAUGGCAACAAGCAAAGUGAUUCAUUAUGGUAAAGGAGCAUUUUUUUUUCUUAAAGUUUUUAUCUUGAUUAUAUAAUAUGUGAGAAAAUGUGCCAUUUUAUGAUGAAUGUGAGCUCUCUUUUGUUGAAAGAUUUUUUAUGCCUUCAAUCUAGUUGUACAUUUGGGAUUAGUGAAUUUAGUUGUUCCUUUUUUUACAAUGAGUUGUUUGGAUUA